Messenger RNA from Sinocyclocheilus anshuiensis, 1565 nucleotides. RefSeq names its product endothelin-3. Gene Ontology annotation, cellular component: extracellular region. Bases 145 to 609 code for a protein of 154 amino acids. The transcript has 4 exons. Gene Ontology annotation, molecular function: hormone activity; endothelin B receptor binding. Lineage: Eukaryota; Metazoa; Chordata; Actinopteri; Cypriniformes; Cyprinidae. The record is from RefSeq and is a predicted model, not a curated record. Gene Ontology annotation, biological process: regulation of systemic arterial blood pressure by endothelin; regulation of vasoconstriction; vein smooth muscle contraction.
CACUACAGAGAGGCGCAUUCAUGUGGGGAUAAGCCAGUGACGAAGAAAAUGUUACUUUUCACUGCAGUUGGAUCACUCAGCACUUCUGCUCGAUCCUGGAUUUUAAACUGACUUUGUUCACGGAGACUAUCUGGAAUAACUGUGAUGGCCAGGGUGUCAUUAUUAAUACAUCUGGGAAUUUUGCUUUUUAUUGGACUAACAGCCGCAAUGGCGAACGGAUUUUCCUCGUUUCGUCAAGAUGUGCUCAUGAAAAACAGCGCGAAGGAUUUAACCAAAGUAUCAAGUGCGACUCCGAAGCAGUUUGGUGAGUCUGGAUUAAAACCCGGAGCGUGUUAUUUCUGCCAGAUUCUGAAACCUCGGAGGAGAGCCAAGAGAUGUACGUGUUACUCGUACAAAGACAAAGAGUGUGUUUACUACUGUCACCUGGACAUCAUCUGGAUCAACACACCAGAGCGCACUGUCCCAUACGGCUUGUCGAGUUAUAGAGGCUCUCAGCGGGUACGGCGUUCUGCCAAGGGCAGCGUUGGAGGUCAACGCUGCGUGUGUGCUUUACACAGCGACCAACAGUGUACUGCUUUCUGCAGUCAGAGUAGGGGGAGGUCAACAUGACUGUCGAUUGGAGCACAGCUAAACUGAUAUUCACUCAUCCGUUGGACUGCUUCUUCAUUCUUCGGUCCCAACACCUGGAGAAUCACCUCAGAGAAAAGGUUCAUGUCUAUUCAAAAGGAAGGCUGUUGGAAUUCCAUUACUGAGAGGGAGAAGUAAAGAGCAGAGAGAGUCGGGAAGUUCUUACGCUGUCAACGUGAAAGCAUUACAUAACAGCACCUACUGUAAGCUAACACAUCUCUGAAGUAGCCAUGCAUUGACUGCCACUCUCAGUGUGACCAUGUGAGUCACAUUCAGGUGAGAUGUCUGUGAGGGUCUAAAUUAUGAACUGUUUCGACUUGCCGCUAUGAUCUGACUUCCAAUUCAGAUGUGCACGAUGGAGUCAAAUAAGCAUCACACAUAGGACUUUGAAUAUUUUAAACUGUUGACAGACCAGUCACCAUCAUGUAUUGUGUUUAAAGGACUUUGUUAAAAUACUUCUUGAACAAUUCAUUUAAAAAAAAAGUGCUGUACAGAAAACUCUACAUUGCAACAUUGGCUUAUUCUAAAAAAUAUAUUCAUAUUUAAUACAGCUUUUCAUAGUUUGAUACAUGAGUAUUACGUUUCCUCAAGAGUAUGAAAAAUUAACGAAGCAGACAAUAGGAAAAUUCCUAGCUUUCCUCGAGCAUAAAAUAAAUUUUGUAUUUCACAACUAACCAAAAGGUGUCCAUUUUAAAUGCCACAGUAAUACACAUCCUACUGUAUGAAUAGUUGUGAUAAAGAGUAUAUGCAAUAAAGUAUCUAUUUAUUCCACUAACCAAAUAUUUUUAUGAUACAUUCUCCAAACUGAAACAAAAAAGAAUCAAGUUUUCUUCCCAUUUCAAACCAUUACAAGAUAAGAUAUCCUUAAUUUAUUCAGAACAUUAGCAGUGAAAAAAAAGCACAUAUGGCAAAGAUGAAACCGGGAAUAAAAUACAUAC